GGCUAGCUGUGGGCUUGGGCCUGGGAGCGCUGGCUGAGGUGACCAAGAAGUCUCUGCCAGGAGGAAGACUGCAGCACGAGGGCAGCAGCUCUGGACUGGGCUCCAGCCCAUUCCUUUCCGAGGCCAAUGCUGAGAGGAUCGUUCAGACCUUAUGUACAGUCCGGGGGGCUGCCCUCAAGAUCGGCCAGAUGCUCAGCAUCCAGGACAACAGCUUCAUCAGCCCCCAGCUGCAGCGGAUCUUUGAGAGAGUCCGCCAGAGUGCCGACUUCAUGCCCCGCUGGCAGAUGCUGAGAGUUCUAGAAGAGGAGCUGGGCAAGGACUGGCAGGACAAGGUGGCCUCUCUUGAGGAAGUGCCCUUUGCUGCUGCCUCCAUUGGGCAGGUACACAAAGAAAUGCUAAAAGAUGGGACUGAGGUAGCUGUGAAGAUCCAGUACCCAAGUGUUGCCCAGAGCAUCCAGAGUGACGUGCAGAACCUGCUGGGCCUGCUCAAGAUGAGUGUGGGCCUGCCAGAGGGGUUGUUUGCUGAGCAGAGCCUGCAGUCCUUGCAGCAGGAGCUGGCAUGGGAGUGUGACUACCAAAGAGAGGCUGCUUGUGCCCAGACCUUCAGAAAGCACUUGGCCAACAAGCCCUUCUUCAGGGUGCCAGCCGUGGUCCCGGAGCUGUGCACGAGACGCGUGCUGGGCAUGGAGCUGGCUGGGGGGAUCCCUCUAGACCAGUGCCAGGGCCUGAGUCAGGACAUCCGCAAUCAGAUUUGCUUUCAGCUCCUGAGGCUGUGUCUGCGAGAGCUGUUUGAGUUCAGAUUCAUGCAGACGGAUCCCAACUGGGCCAACUUCCUGUAGUGACUCUACUGGACUUUGGUGCAAGCCGGGCGUUUGGAACAGAGUUCACAGACCAUUACAUUGAGGUGGUGAAGGCUGCUGCUGACGGAGACAGGGAUCGGGUCCUGAAGAAAUCCCAGGAUCUCAAAUUCCUCACAGGCUUUGAAACCAAG
Molecule: messenger RNA, 991 nt
Organism: Cricetulus griseus (Chinese hamster)
Lineage: Eukaryota; Metazoa; Chordata; Mammalia; Rodentia; Cricetidae
Source: RefSeq, a predicted model, not a curated record